GGAAGUGUCUGCCAGGAAGAAUGGAGUUAGGGGCCUGCAGGGUUGCGUUUGAAAAGGAUGGUGUCUAUCUACACACCAGUGCAAAGCGUCAUCCCGAUCAGGAUUCUAUCAUCCCGGGGGUUAUCCGCAUAAUUGAAAAGGGCUCAGAUACGUUGCUACAAUGGAUGCCCGUAGAGGAGACUUCAGACGCUGCUCAGAUAACGUUCACUAAGAAGGACACGGUGGGCUGCCAAGCUGAUGAAGAAAUCUUUGACCCAGGGUAUGAGCCGGACUGGGCCGUCAUCAGUACUGUGGGGACUCCGUCUCGGGUCCAGGAGGAAACAAAUGCGGCUUCUGGGCCAAAGUCUCCUGUUCCACGUGGCCAGUGGGCUUUCACGCUCCACUUGUCUGAGCUGAAAUCCAUCCGUAAAAGCAAGCCAGGUCUGGGUUGGUCGUACCUCAUCUUCAUCACCAAAGAUGGGGUCUCCAUUCAGGCCCUGCACUUCCACCGUGGGGGUACCAAGGCCCUUCUCAAAGCCCUUUGCAAAUAUGUCAUCUUAGCCACCUCCCCUAAAGAUUCCCGGCUCUAUCUGGUUUAUACGCACGAUUCCUAUGCCCUCACCCACUCUUUCGAUGAACUGCAGCUCUUCGACGACAGUUCUUCUAACCUCGUUUCGCGAUUCUUGCAGGAUCCUUAUGCCGCCACCUUUGGGGGCUUCUCCAAAGUCACCAAUUUCUUCCGCGGGGCUCUGCACCACGAGGACGGGACCCCCCAGCAUCCCCAGAGCGACCCUGGCGCUGGCAACGUCGAGGACGAGACGGGCUUUGAGUUGAUCACCUGUCAGGCACGACUGGCAGAGCGGCCCUCCGUCCAGCGGGAAGCCCCGGUCACGGAACAGGAGUGGGAGCAGCACCUGGAUCCCUGUGGGCGUGUGGUGGACCCCAGUGGGCUGCGCAGGAGGAUCUUUGCUGGGGUGAGCUUGACUGGCGUCCGGGGAAGCAGGAGAGGCCCAUUGCAGGCCAGGAAACAGCAGGCGAAGGAGAAGAGGGCGGAUGAGUAUUUCCGCAUGAAGCUACAGUGGAAGUCGGUCAGCGAGGAACAGGAACGACGGAACUCCUUGCUGCGUGGCUACCGCAGCCUGAUUGAAAGGGACGUGAGCCGCACGGAUCGGAACAACAAGUUCUACGAAGGCAGUGAGAACCCGGGCCUCGUGCUCCUUAAUGACGUGCUGAUGACCUACUGCAUGUACAAUUUUGACCUUGGAUACGUUCAAGGCAUGAGCGAUCUCCUCUCCCCAAUCCUUUACAUCACCCAGAAUGAAGUGGAUGCCUUCUGGUGCUUCUGUGGGUUUAUGGCGUUAGUGCACCGCAACUUUGAGGAAAGCCAGGAGUCCAUGAAGCGCCAGCUGGCCCAACUCACCCUGCUCCUCCGGGUGCUCGAUCCGCCGCUCUGUGACUUCCUCGACUCCAAGGAGUCCGGCACUUUGUGCUUCUGCUUCCGGUGGAUCCUGAUCUGGUUCAAGAGAGAAUUUGCCUUCUCUGAAAUUCUGCAGCUGUGGGAGAGGCACAAAGGCGAGCCCCUUUUCCGUCCUAAUGCUGCGAACCGGGUCUCGGGUGGGAGCCAGGGGGGAGGGGGAGGGCAGGAGGCACGGUCUGGGAACCUGGCCUCCGCCCUCCGGUCUGGUCGGCGCUGGUAUGAGAGACCUGCUGGGGACCCGCCCAUCCCUCGCCUGGAGUUACACGACCUGCCCCGCAACGUCCAGGAGCUUCUGGGCCUUUCCGAGGGCAAGUCUCCGUCCCCCAGCACGGACACGGCGAGCUCUCCGCAGCCCCUCUCCCCCAGCCAGGCCCAGGAGAUGGAGCUGACGGACAGCGUUUCCCCGAGCCAGCCGGACAGCAGCAUCGAGAUCUUGCCGACCGAGGAGGGGACCACCUCUCAGUCUCUCUCUCCUUGAGGGCAACAGUCCCGUCGUCUCCACCGCCACCAUCUUCCUUAACGCAAGCACUUUAACCGGAGCAGGGUGAGGGCUGAGGCCAAGGUCCAGGGAGGGGGGGGGAGUGGAUAUUUGGGGUGUGGGGUUCUCCCCAGCAAGUCGGCCGUAGGAACGUCAGCCGUCCGGAGGGACUCCGGGCCACGGAGACAGCUGUGUCCUCCCAGAGUUCCGUGAGAGGGGGAAGUUGAUCUCAGAGAGGCAGCACGUCAUGUGCCUUUCCCAUGAUGCACAGCGGGUAUGGCGCGUGCUCUUUCUCUCUCCCUCUCUCUUUCUCUCUCUCAGAAGGCACCAAGGCUUGGUGGAAAGGUCACUUUCCUGGAGACAGAAGGGAGUCAGUGAAUGCCGCUGUUUGUUUUCUCCUCUGACUUCCACACGGUAGUCUAGCUCAAAACCUCUCAGCCUCUCCCCUUUCCUUCUAACGCUACUUGUGAGAGAAGCCAAAUUCCUCAUGGCCUCCCGGUCAAGGGGCCUGGCUCUACACUCGCCUUUGCACACGUGGCUCUGUUCCAGUCCUCUUGUGAUUUUACUCUCCUGCAUCUGCCUCGCUGUUCUUCCGCAUUUGCCUAUUCAGUC
Messenger RNA from Gekko japonicus, 2546 nucleotides. RefSeq names its product TBC1 domain family member 17 (gene TBC1D17). The coding region runs from base 21 to 1934 and encodes 637 amino acids. Gene Ontology annotation, molecular function: GTPase activator activity. NCBI's taxonomy places the organism in Eukaryota, Metazoa, Chordata, Lepidosauria, Squamata, Gekkonidae. The transcript is spliced from 15 exons. The record is from RefSeq and is a predicted model, not a curated record. Gene Ontology annotation, biological process: activation of GTPase activity.